Molecule: messenger RNA, 1730 nt
Organism: Brachypodium distachyon (stiff brome)
Lineage: Eukaryota; Viridiplantae; Streptophyta; Magnoliopsida; Poales; Poaceae
Product: F-box/kelch-repeat protein At2g44130
Exons: 1
Coding region: 205-1332 (375 amino acids)
Biological process (GO): negative regulation of cytokinin-activated signaling pathway; regulation of phenylpropanoid metabolic process
Molecular function (GO): protein binding
Source: RefSeq, a predicted model, not a curated record
GUGAUGAACAGAACACUAUACGGUUCCUAUUGCUUUGCACCAGCACGUUGUUACAUUUUCUUCCAUUUUCUUUGUUGCUCUUCGAUCCGUCAGAGAGCCCAAUAGGACGGCGCCAGGUGGCACCCCCACCGUUCUAUUUAAAGUCUUCCUUUGCCUUGAGCUAGAGGCACAUCAAAUUGUUCCAUUUUCAGAAGCCAAAACAAGAUGAGGAACGCAAAGAGCCGUGUCGAUGAGACCGAGGCCGCCGCCGAGCACAUCGACCUCAUCCCGGGGAUGCCGGACGACGUCGCCGUCGACUGCCUUGCGCGCGUGCCGCACGGGGCCUACCGCUCCAUGCGUCGGGUCUGCCGCGGCUGGCGUAGCGCCGCCGCCGCGCCGGCCUUCGCCCUGGCGCGCGCCGAGGCCGGCGCGAACGAGGAUCUCGUCUUCCUGCUGCAGUUCAGCAACCCGGCCGCGGCGGCGGCCAUGGCGGACGCCGCGCCGGAGAGCGCUGCCGCCCAGGCGGCGUACGGGGUCGCCGUGUACAACGUCACCACGGGCGAGUGGCACCACGACCCCGCGGCGCCGCCGGUGCCGAUGUUCGCGCAGUGCGCGGCCGUGGGGAGCCACGUGGCGGUUCUCGGCGGCUGGGAUCCCCAGACCUUCGAGCCCGUGGCGGACGUCCACGUCCUCGACGCCGCGACCGGCGUCUGGCGGCGGGGCGCGCCCAUGAGAUCCGCGCGGUCCUUCUUCGCCUGCGCCGAGGCCGGCGGCAAGAUCUACGUGGCUGGCGGCCACGACAAGCUGAAGAACGCGCUCAAGACGGCGGAGGCGUACGACGCGGGGUGCGACGCCUGGGACCCGCUCCCUGACAUGUCGGAGGAGCGCGACGAGUGCGACGGCAUGGCGACCGUGGCAGGGGACAAGUUCCUGGCCGUGAGCGGGUACCGCACGGGGCGGCAGGGCGGCUUCGAGCGCGACGCCGAGUGGUUCGACCCGGAGACCCGCGAGUGGCGCCGCCUGGAGCGCGUCAGGGCGCCGCCGUCGGCCGCGCACGUCGUGGUGCGCGGCCGCGUCUGGUGCAUCGAGGGGACGGCCGUCAUGGAGUGGCGCGGGGAGCGGCGCGGGUGGCGCGAGGUCGGGCCCUACCCGCCGGGGCUCAAGCCCGGCACGGCGCGCGCGGUGGCUGUUGGCGGUGGCGAGCAAGUGGUGGUCACCGGGGCUAUCGAGUCCGAGGGCGGCGGCCGGCACGCGUUGUGGGUGUUCGACGUAAAGUCCAAGAGCUGGACCGUGGUGCGGCCUCCGCCAGAGUUCGCAGGCUUCGUCUUCUCCCUGGGAUCCGUCCGCGUGUGAUCGAUCAAUCAUUCCUUGGAUCCCAAUGGAAGAUUCUACGCGAGCGGUGACGGUGAGCACAAGGCAGAUGCUAUUUGUCGGCAUGGAAGUAUGAGAGACAAGAGCGAGCAAGAGCGGCGAGCACAAGGCAGAUGCUAUUGUUGAACUAUUGAAUUGUUCAACUGAUGGAGCUGGGGUGUAGUACUCGUUUCUGUAAAAUCAAAACGAGCUCUCUUUUUUGUCGACAAGAAGCAUGAUUAGUGCUGUAUAAGGUACUUGUGUUUCUGUUGCUGCAAUGGAAAAUGGGAGUCGCCCAAGCCGAAAAUCAAACAAGGAUGAUUAGUUGCACGAUACUUGACGGAUCUUGAUUCUUGAAUACAGUGGAACCAAACCGCAGGUAUCAUUUUCUUCAGUCAAAA